AGAAGAAAUAGUUUUUUAAGAAAUUUAGUUUACUUUAAAAAUUUACGUAGUAAACUAAGUAGGAGUUCUGUUAAUAUGUUAAAUGCAUCGACGUAAUUUUGUAAUAUUCAAUUAGCGCUUUGUUAUUUCUAUGAUUUGUGAUAAAAUUGCAAGGCAAUGUCACACAUUAAUGACCUAAUUGGCGUAGUCAGGGGCCUGAGGAUAGUUGUGGAAGCCGGAGUCAAACUCCAGCAGGAAAAUGCUAGAAUCAUCUGGAAUAACUCAACCAUUAAGGCUUUCGCUCAAACCUGUCCAACUAACUCUAUAUCUAACAUCAAAGUUAGCCCAGACUUUGGCAAAGAGCUUUUUGACCGAGCUUCUGUUGUCGCUCAAGGUUUCCGACAGUACGCAGUAAUGAACGUCCCCAAUUUUACAACGAAUCCAGAGACUAAAGCUGCCAUGGAUCCAAAGUUGCAAGAGGAAAUAGAGGAGCUCAACCGGGAGUUCAAUCGGACCUUCGAAAGUUUGGAGAAAGCUCAGUUACGAACGGAACAGCCGAAUGAUAGAAUUCAUGUUCCGUUAGAGAAUGUAACUGUGCGGAAGGUUGAGACUCGUACUCCUGAUAUUUUAACUGAAAUUAAGCCAAGCAGUGCAACAACUAGUGCAGGAAAACCAAAGCCUGUUGCCAAGAAAAAGAUUAGAGUGGCACUAAGCGAGAACUCGAAAGCUCGCGUAGUCCCAUCGUCCCGGCUCGGCCGAAUGUUCUCUUUCGGCUCGCUGGCCGCCGGGCUCGGCGUCGGCACGGUGGCUCAGUACGCUCGCAACACCAUCCAGUCCGUCACGGGCAAGACGGACGAUUCCGCUAACACUUUCCUGUCGCCCGCCAACGCUGAAAGGAUUGUGGACACGCUGUGUAAAGUCAGAGGAGCGGCGCUGAAGCUUGGCCAACUGCUGAGCAUUCAGGACGAGUCGGUGAUAUCUCCAGAGUUGCAGCGCAUAUUCGAGAGAGUGCGCCAGUCGGCAGACUUCAUGCCUGCAUGGCAAGUGGAACAGGUGAUGGCGGGUCAGUUGGGAGCGGAGUGGCGAACGAGAGUGCAGCAUUUUGAAGAGAAACCAUUUGCAGCCGCAUCCAUAGGCCAGGUGCACCUAGCGGUACUGCACAACGGUACGGAGGUGGCCAUGAAGGUGCAGUAUCCUGGCGUUGCGAAGGGCAUCAAUAGCGACAUUGACAACCUCGUCGGCGUGCUCAAGGUGUGGAACGUGUUCCCAAAGGGGAUGUUUAUAGACAACAUAGUGGAAGUGGCCAAGAAGGAGCUCGCUUGGGAGGUGGACUACCGCCGCGAGGCCGAGUGCACUAAACGGUUCAAGACUCUACUCGCGCCCUACCCUGAGUACUUCGUGCCCGAUGUUGUAGACGAGCUCUGCGCGCAAGAAGUGAUAACAACUGAACUAAUAGACGGCAUACCUCUAGACAAGUUUUUUGACGCUCCGUACGAAACCCGGCUCGACAUCGCUUACAAGAUCAUGCAGCUUUGCUUGCGGGAGAUGUUCGUGUUGCGCUGCAUGCAGACCGACCCCAACUGGGCCAAUUUCUUCUACAACCCCAACACUAAACAGGUGAUCCUCCUAGACUUUGGCGCGACCCGGGAGUACUCAAAAGAGUUUAUGGACCAGUAUAUAGAGAUCAUUAAGGCGGCAUCCGACGGCGACCGCGGCGCCAUCUUGCGGAUGUCCAAGGAGAUGAAGUUCCUUACGGGUUACGAGUCUAAGAUAAUGGAAGAAACCCACGUGGACACAGUGAUGAUAAUGGGUGAAGUAUUCACCAGUACCUCGGGCGAAUUCGAUUUCGGCACCCAACGCACAACCCGCCGUAUCCAAGCUCUAGUACCCACAAUACUGACGCACCGUCUCUGUCCACCGCCGGAAGAAAUAUACUCGCUACAUAGGAAAUUAUCUGGUGUGUUUCUUCUCUGUUCUAAAAUGAAGAUUAGAAUGAACUGUAGGGACAUGUUCCGGGAGAUAUAUGAACAGUAUAAAGAUAGGUAAUGAGGAUUAAGAAAUAAAACUAUGAAAACGGAUUAUAUCGCGUAUAUUGAAUUUAUAAUACAUCCCGACGUUUCGAACUCUUUACAGCGUUCGUGGUCAACGGGUGACUGAGGAAAAAUUACAAAGUGCAAAAAUACCCACAUACUAAAAUAAUGAACAAUCAUAGACUACAAACUUUAAGGCUGGUUGUACAUGCAAAAUCGGUUCAUAAGGCUAGUUAUACACUACAAUUAUUUCCAAGUAAAGAUAUAUAUAUAUAUACGCGAUAAAAACUAUGUAUUAUAAAUUCAAUAUACGCGAUAUAAUCCGUUUUCAUAGUUUUAUUUCAUGAGUAACUAUCGCGGUAACCGAAGACAAUAUAAUGAGGAUUAAGGUUAAUGAUUUAAACUUUCACGAUUUUUAAUCGUUCACAACGACGGGACUUAAUCGCGUAAUAGUUAUUUACGAUACAAGUGCGGAAAAGAGGAAAUUCGAAACGAGUGGAGAUACGACACGACCGCAGGGAGUGUUUUAAAUCGACACGAGUUGCGAAUUACCCAUUCGCACGUGUAUCGAACAACGUUUUACAGUACAUAUGGCCCUUUAAACUUUCGACAUAUGCACAAAAAGUGUCCGAGAAAGUAGCACCAUAUGUACUGUAAAAUAAGUUUUAAAUGUACCUCCGACGUUUGAAGGACGGCGUUGUCCCCGUGGCCUCGGAGAAGA
Messenger RNA from Cydia strobilella, 2730 nucleotides. It is a transcript of the gene Coq8, whose product is annotated as atypical kinase COQ8B, mitochondrial. The transcript is spliced from 10 exons. Lineage: Eukaryota; Metazoa; Arthropoda; Insecta; Lepidoptera; Tortricidae. The record is from RefSeq and is a predicted model, not a curated record. Gene Ontology annotation, biological process: ubiquinone biosynthetic process. The coding region runs from base 157 to 2025 and encodes 622 amino acids.